AUGCUCCAGCCUCAGAGGGACGAUGGUGGAGGGCUGGUAAAGAUGGCGGCGCUCUCCGAGGAUGGGAGGUACGGAUUAAAUUGUGGCCAACAGAGCGCAGACAGAGUCACCGUAUUGCACGUCAAAUUGACCGAGACAGCACUGAGAGCAAUAGAGAGCUACCAAAAUUGUAUGAAUGUACCUUCUUCACGGCCAACAAUACAAUUCAAGGGACUCCAAGGGCGUAUUAAAAUUCCCAAGACCAAUUCCUCGUCAGACACCUUCAACAAUUUUGAUUUCUACCUGUCUAAUGUGGGCAAGGACAACCCUCAGGGAAGCUUUGAGUGCAUCCAGCAGUAUGUGUCGAGCUCAGGGGCCUCACAUCUGGCAUUGUUGGCAACGGUACAGGACAAGGUCACAGUGUGUGCCACUAAUGACUCCUACCAGGUGACCCGGGAACGCAUGACCCAGGCCGUGGAGGACACACGUGAACGUGGGACCAAAGUGAUCAAACCUGGGGGCCAGUACAGAGGAAAGCAAGUCCAAAUCCGUAAGCUUGCACUAUCAACCCCAGAGGUGGUCCCAGAGCGCAAGCGCUCCACACCCAUCAACCCAGCCAACACUAUUCGUAAGUGCCUUUCCAAUAACCCUGUGUCCCAGCGGCCGUUCCGGGACCGCAUCAUCCACCUGCUGGCCCUGAGGUCCUACAAGAAGCUGGAAGUGCUUGCCCGUUUGCAGCGGGACGGUAUCAACCAGAAAGACCGGAACUCACUGGGGAGUACCUUGCAACAGGUAGCAAACCUGAACCCCAAAGACAACACAUACUCACUGAAGGACUUUAUUUACCGUGAUGUCCAGCGAGACUGGCCUGGCUACACUGAAGAUGAGAGGACCCAGGUUGACCGGAUCCUUACUCGCAAAUUAGGUCUUCCUGCUGAGACACUCUCAUCAAACACUUCUCCCAAAGACAGUGUGCCCACAUCGCCCCAGAAGCGCCAGCCAGACUUUGACUUCAUAGAUCCAUUGGCGCCUAAGAAAGCCCGCAUCUCACACCUCAGCAAUCGAGGGCCAGCCGCAUCUUCAUCCUCCUCCUCCUCCUCUGACCGCCAUGAGGACGAGGGCAGUCCCAGCUCUAAACGCUCGUCCCUACCCUCCAACGUCACCUCGGGCCCUCCCACCCAUCUCCCCAUUUCUUCCCACCCUCCUGCACCCUCUCACCAGCAGCCCAGCCCGGCCUCCAACUCCAACUCACCCAGCACCCCGGAGGGCUGCGGCACUCAGGACCUGCCCAUUGACCAGAGUUCCUCCUGCAGAGACCCUUCACCCAGUCCCUUCUCCUCAGAUAGGACCCUGCAGGACCGCUUUCGGCACCCAGUCCCAAUUCCCAGACCAGCCUCCUCCCCCAGCCCUCCCCCUCCUCCUCCCCCUCCUCCUCCUCCUCCUCCUCGCACCUCACUCACAGUUACCUCCACUGUCAUCACCAGCCCUCCUUUGUCCAGCAGUACCAACAAGAAGGUCAAAAAGAAAUCCAAGAAGCACAAAGACAAGGAUCGAGAGAAGGAGAAAGGGAAACGGACCGAAAAAAGCAGCAGCAGUCCUCCCAGUGUGGCAGAGCGGGCUGAGGAGAGUCGUAAAGCCAAAAAGAGGCGCAGUGCUGAGGAAGAGAAGAGAGAAGUUAUCAACAAAAAUCCUCACAAAGAUCAAGACUCUUCAGACAAAGAGAAGCCGGUCCAGUCCACUGAAUUCUCCUCCACAAUUGAGAUGCCUGACUAUGUAGUGAAGUACAUGCCGUUGGUGUCCUUGGACCAGCGACAAAGCUACAAGGAUGACUUUAAUGCAGAGUAUGAUGAGUACCGCCUGCUGCACGCCCGUGUAGAGAGCAUCACCCGCCGCUUUACCCAGCUGGAUACCCAGUGCCGGAAGCUGGCACCUGGCACCAAAGAGUACCAGAAGGUGCAAGAAGAAGUCUUGAAAGAGUACAAAAAGAUGAAACAACACAGCCCCAACUACCAUGAGGAGAAACAGCGCUGCGAGUACCUGCACAACAAGUUGGCCCACAUCAAGCGGCUAAUAGCUGAUUUUGACCAGCGCAGAGCCCAGGCCUGGUGCUGAGAGCACAGCACACAUCUUCACUAAUCAGUAUUGAGAACGGAGUGUCAAACCAGUAGGGGGUGUCCAACUGGCUCUUAUUUAUUAACACCCCUUAAGUUACUGCCUCCACAACAGCCCCUCUCCCCUUUCCUUUCCUUUUCCUUCCCUUUUCCCUCUCCCUUCAUCCUUCUUCAUUCCUUCCUCCUUUUUCCAGUCUUUGAUUCCACAGGCUUCAUUGUUGCCUGCAAUCUUGAAAAUCUCACUUUGACUUUUACCCCCAUCUUUCGCUUUCUCAAUGAGCUCCUGUGGAAUUUCAUGCCACUGUACCAGUGGUCGGAGCUGCCUGCAUGUGUGAUGGGGUUUGGGGAAAAACUUCAACUCUUCUAACUUUUGAAGGAUUUAUCUUGAGGCAAAAAAAGAACAAAAAAAGUAUUUUUGAGCAUCAGAGAAAAUAUUAACAUGUAUUUAAGUAAAAAAAAAAAAAAAAAGAGGGAGAUCUAUUUAUUUUGGGACUCAUAGUACAAAAGAGGAGUCGGCAGAUGAUAUAUUGUUUAACUUUUCUUGAAAACAAUGCAAAAAAAAUUACAGCGGCCUUAUGUGUUUUGACUUUGUGAAGCCAUUUUGCACGCAAGAUCCAUUAUGUCAUCUCAUUUGGCAAUGAUGUCUCUCCUGGCUCACUUCCUCUCUCUUCCCAUGAAACUGUACUGGAUAACACUGCUUCAAGAAAUUGCUGUCAUUGCUGAGUUUGAGGCUGAGGAGGAAGGAAAUGAGACAGGAAGUAGAAAUCACUUGAGCUGACUGAGAAGCAACAACAGUAUGUGUGCAUGGAUUGUAAAUUUAGUUGUAAUGACCACGAGGGGUGGUGAGGGUGGGGUGAAUUAAUGGAGUAUGAUCCCCCAUCAGUGGGGGGGCAGUAUUCCCUGCACCAACAGUGUUUAAUGUUCACGGUGCAUUAUGGGUGCCUUAAGGUGUUUACACUCGGAUAUGUCGAGUUGGGCCGACCCUUAGAGGCCACAGGCUAUACACAAAGGAACUACAACUGCCUGGAAACAGGUUGCGUAUGUGUGUCUGUAUGUGUCUGUGUGUGUGUCUGUGUGAGAGAGUGAGUGUGUGUGCGCGCGCAUGUCUGAGCGGUUGAGGAAGGAGGGGUUGUUAAGUCUGGAAGGAGUGUUACAAAUUGUAUGAGUGUAUGUGUUUGUAUGGUUGUGCAUUAUGUGGAGUGACAGGUGAAAGGAAAAAAAAAACGUGGGGAAAAAAAGUGAGAAAUAUGAAAAACAACAAAAAAAAGCUGCUAUAGUGUUGGACCAGCCAGAGCACUCAGGAUCAACCUGGCUGGAGUAACAGUACCUGAUCUUAAUUGAAGAGAUGUAGAUGAUCCUUGUUUUCCAGAAUGGUUCAUCUCUUAACCCUGGAAAGGACUGCGGCCACCUCUUCAGCUUUAUCCUGCGGCAAACAGUCUGUGUUUCUGUUUUAGAAAGAAGCAAAAACUCGUCAUCCACCAGAGGACUAAUCUGUAUUACAGUGUUAAAUGUAUUUAAUUCUCAGUUUGAGUUCUGCAGAGCAGUGAAAGGUUUCAGAGUAACUUUUUUUUUUUUCUCUCAACAUUGAUACCGAUUUAGUUUGAUGGAUGGAUGAAUGGCUUCUAUAUAAAAUCUUUAUUUCAACAAGGGAAAAUUUUGUUUACAAACCUGUGUUAGUAUGUUUUACAAAAAUUAAAGACUUUUUCUGGGACAGCAUCCAUGGAGUAAAAUUUCUGAUUGGGGCUUAAUUUUAGGAGACAUUAAUACUGGAAUACGUGUUUCAUUCGCUGAAAAAAGUAAACACCCUUAUGUUUGGGGAUGUGAAGGGGAACUUAGUCACUGUGCCCCUGAGAAAUGUCAACAAUGGUGUUGAUUACACUUUUGUGGUGGUGAACCCCUUCUCAGCAGUCUAGUAUAAUAUAUUCAGCUAGUGUGGACAACUUUUUCCCCAAAAUAGAGAUUUAAGUUCAUAUUUACCAGGUCUAUUUCACAUAGAUAUUGGUGGUGGCAUUCUGUCAAAUAGUCAGUCUCUGCAGUAGACUGGCUGUUUUGGUCGGCUGUCAAAAUCAAUUUACCCUAAUUACAAACUCACUCAAGUUAUUUUGGACAGUAAAUCAGCACUUGUAUCUUGGAGGUGUCACAACAGUGGAUAAAAAAAAAUGUCCACAAGAGUUUAGGCUCUCCUCAAGAUUUACACUUACCAUAGCUGUGAGCUACACGUUCAGUGUUUUGGUUUGUGUGUUCUGUUUUCCUGUGCGAUGGUCAAUUUCCCAGAAUUUAGAGUCACAAAGGGUCACUCUGACAAAUUUACUUCGGAGGCCAAGUGUUGUCCGUCACCUGUGACCUCCUCUCAGCCUUCCAGAGAUUUCUGUUGGGUCUGAACAACAUGAAUUACCCUCAAGUAGGUCAUUAUAGUGGAAUGAAUGGGAGAGGAGGGUUGCUAAGAGUCUUAAUGAUCAAGUGACAAAGUAAAAAAAAAUACCCCGGCACUGUUUAGAUAUGAGAAACCACUGAAAAUCAAGUAAAUUUGAGUGAAAUCUGAUCCUUCCCAGCUGAAAAUGUACGAGACAUUUCAAUAAAAAAAAUCACAAGUUUUA
Messenger RNA from Seriola dumerili (greater amberjack), 4687 nucleotides. RefSeq names its product elongation factor for RNA polymerase II 2 (gene ell2). Gene Ontology annotation, cellular component: transcription elongation factor complex. The transcript has 12 exons. Lineage: Eukaryota; Metazoa; Chordata; Actinopteri; Carangiformes; Carangidae. The record is from RefSeq and is a predicted model, not a curated record. Bases 1 to 2091 code for a protein of 696 amino acids. Gene Ontology annotation, biological process: positive regulation of transcription elongation by RNA polymerase II; snRNA transcription by RNA polymerase II; transcription elongation by RNA polymerase II. Gene Ontology annotation, molecular function: cis-regulatory region sequence-specific DNA binding.